AUGGAACCUGUAACUGGAGGUGCCUCGUUCGUGUCGUCGGCUGUCAGCCUCACAAAGACCAUCAUAGGAGCGGGGUUGCUCUCAAUGCCCUUGGCAUACUCCACUGACGGCCUCGUAUUUGGCACAUUCAUCAUCCUUCUCGCGGCAGCUACUUCAGGGUUUGGGUUAUUCUUACAGGCUUAUGUCUCGAGGUUUGUGCCUUCGGGACACGCCACGUUCUUUAGUGUGUGCUCAGCGUCGUACCCCAACUUGUCGGUUGUUUUCGAUUUGGCCAUUGCAAUCCAAUGUUUUGGAUGUGCCUUGUCAUACUUGGUACUUGUGGGAGAUUUAAUGCCAACGAUUAUACAUCGUAUUCCACAUGUCCAGGAAGACAAUCUCCGGACGUUCUGGAUCUUGGCAUCAACCGUGAUCACGGUGCCAUUGGCCAUGUUGAAAAACUUGGACUCGCUAAAGUACACUUCGGUUUUAGGAUUGGUUGCUAUUGCUUAUAUGUCCUUGUUGGUGAUUACUCAUUUCUUGGUAGGAGACGUACCACAGGAGCUUAAAGGCAACUUGUCAUAUUUUCCACCCAAUGUGACUGGAGUCUUCAGCACGUUCUCAAUCAUCGUGUUUGCAUUCACCGGUCACCAGAACAUGUUUUCCAUCAUCAACGAAGCGAAAGACAAGUCUUUGAAGAGCUUGACGGUGUUGGUGAACGUGGCCAUCUUCACAUCUGCAGCCUUGUUCAUCUUUGUGGGGUUGGCUGGAUACUUGACGUUUGGAGACUUGGUCACGGGAAACGUGAUUUUGCUGUAUCCAGCAUCUGUUUCUGCUACUUUGGGGAGAAGCUGCAUUGCAUUCAUGGUGUUAUUCUCCUUCCCGUUGAUGUUGCACCCAGCCCGAAUCUCCGUCAACAACAUAUACUUUUGGUUGAAAACCCGCUACCUCAACGAACCAGUUGAUGAGAAUGGUCCCUUGUUGGCCGAAUCAAAUCCCAAUAUUGCUAGAGAGCCACCGGUGGUACCGCUACCUGAGCCACGAUUCUACACCAUAACCGUGGGCUUGUUAUUGCUCGGGUAUGUGUUGGCAGUUUCGAUCAAGUCGUUUGCGUUGGUGUUGGCAAUUGUCGGUGCUACGGGAUCAACUGCCAUCUCGUUUAUCUUGCCAGGUCUAUUUGGAUACAAAUUGUCAACCAACAACACCAAAGCAGGAGCGGUGUUGAAGGUGUUGUCAUACAUUCUUGUGAUCUGGGGGUUCUGCGUGAUGGUGUUGUGUCUCUACACGAGCUUGUUUUUGAACCCAGCGUAA
This is a messenger RNA of Yamadazyma tenuis ATCC 10573, 1287 nucleotides long. It is a transcript of the gene AVT7, whose product is annotated as Avt7p. Gene Ontology annotation, cellular component: fungal-type vacuole membrane. The record is from RefSeq and is a predicted model, not a curated record. Gene Ontology annotation, biological process: amino acid transmembrane transport. Gene Ontology annotation, molecular function: L-amino acid transmembrane transporter activity. NCBI's taxonomy places the organism in Eukaryota, Fungi, Ascomycota, Pichiomycetes, Serinales, Debaryomycetaceae.